Messenger RNA from Diaporthe citri, 771 nucleotides. RefSeq lists its product as uncharacterized. The record is from RefSeq and is a predicted model, not a curated record. The transcript has a single exon. Lineage: Eukaryota; Fungi; Ascomycota; Sordariomycetes; Diaporthales; Diaporthaceae. Bases 1 to 771 code for a protein of 256 amino acids.
AUGCAUGCAAUCCCGGGCAACGAUCUGUUCGUGAUACAGUACGAGGGAAGAGGGGACCAGGUCAGUUUCCACGUUGGCGACUUCAUCGCCUACCUUCACAACCUUCCCAGGCCACAAAACCAGGUUUUACAACCAUGGGAAGCCCGGGUGGCGAGACGAAUGUUCGCCAAAGAAUGGGAUCUUGCCGCGGAAAAGAUCUUACGGCGGGUCCCCCUCCCUACCCGAAUAGAAACGCCAGGUUUUGAAUCAUACAUCACUUUAGAAUACUUCAAUCCGGCCGUAUGGUUUGCUCUGCAGGGGAAGUACACCACCGCAAAUUUCCUUGCCGACCGAUCUCUACCAAAUUUCAUCGAGGAUCACUGGAGGAGGCUCUCGCUCCAGUUCGGUAGCAGCCGCACCGGCAAGUGGGAGUGCCAUGAUGCCGUCGACAAUUGCCGAUGUCCUGACUACACCCUAUCACAUCUGCUCGCCAGCGACGAAGCGAACAAGAUAGCUGAUGCUGUCCUGGAGGAGAUACUGUCUCAUGUCGACUCCUUGAUUGCCGGUCAAUUGACAAUGUUCAUUGAGAACUUUGAGGAGGAAAGGCGUCGCGCCGGUGUUCACAGUCUUCAAUAUUGGUAUCAGCCGCAACGCUCUGCAAGAACAUGGAAUUCUGUUGCAUGCUAUCCGGCGCUGGAGGCUGUCUCUAACCGUCUUCUAGUUGCAUUUGAAGAACUGAAAAAGAAUGACAGUUUCAGGUUAGUCGCAGAAGCGUGGAUACAGGUCUUUUAA